Molecule: messenger RNA, 6689 nt
Organism: Octopus bimaculoides (California two-spot octopus)
Lineage: Eukaryota; Metazoa; Mollusca; Cephalopoda; Octopoda; Octopodidae
Product: eukaryotic translation initiation factor 2-alpha kinase 1
Biological process (GO): regulation of translational initiation by eIF2 alpha phosphorylation
Cellular component (GO): cytoplasm; nucleus
Molecular function (GO): eukaryotic translation initiation factor 2alpha kinase activity; ATP binding
Source: RefSeq, a predicted model, not a curated record
AAGAACAUUCGUUUUUCCUGAGAAUGUUCUAGAAGAUUCUCUGUUUCUUUCUUUCUCUCUCUUUCUCACUCUAUGUCUUAAAACCGGUGCUCAGUAAGUAACAGCAGCCCGCCAAAAAGAAAUUUAUGGGAAACCCCCCCGAAAGUAAACUAUCGUAAUUUCGUGUGCAAUUGCAUCAUAUGCAUAAAUAACAAUGAAAAGUUUAGGUAACAGCAGCCAAACCGAAGCACUUAGUUGCAUUAUAGGACAAACACUGAAGAAUAGAUUUUGUAAUUGAUAGUUACUUCCCCUUAGCAUCUUCCUUCUGUUUGUUUUCACUUCCCACAUUUGUUUGUAAAAAUAUGGACUCGCAAUCGAACGAUUCCCGGCAGUCAAAAAAACAGGCGCAGGAGUGGCUGUGUGGUAAGUAGCUUGCUUACCAACCACAUGGUUCCGGGUUCAGUCUCACUGCGUGGCACCUUGGCUGCAAAAGAAAAGGCUUACUCCUCUGAAUCUGGUAAAAAGUGAUGAUUGGAAAAGUAUGUUUAAAAUUGAAGAUACUAAAAAGGUGAAGAAGUUUGAUGGUGUUGACGAUUCCAAAGCACUGUUGAGUCACAAAAAUUCAUCAACCGAUUUUGUUUUGGCAAGUUUGCUGGAAUUUCUGUGUUCAAUACAAGGAAAUGAUAAAAAAGCAUCUCAGUCAAAAUUCCAGGAUAUAUCCAGCUUCCUAAUUGAUAAAGAUUUGCUAAGUCCAUCAAGUACUCUGGAUGAGUUUCAGGGUCUAAGAGCAAACAUUUCUAAGAUCCUUUUUAAUCUUUUAUUUUUCAAACAAAUACAUGUUCCAUUAAAUAAAUUACCUCAAAAUAUUCAAAUAUAUGAACGCUAUAAACUUGAAUUUGAUGAUGAAGGUCAUAUUGGCAAAGGUGGAUUUGGCUCAGUGCGUAAGGCAAUUAAUAAACUAGAUGGACGACAUUAUGCUAUCAAAAAAAUUUGGCUAAAAGAUAAUGACAGCACAAUUGAAAUAAAGCGAAUACUUGAUGAAGUAAAAACUUUAGCUUGUUUGAAACACAAAAAUAUUGUUGGGUAUAAUUCUGCUUGGCUAGAACAAGACAUUUUUAUGACAGGUCCAUCAAAUGAAGGUCCAGAGAUGGAACGUUUUUCCUACUCAGGUUUAGCCCCUAAUGCAGGCUUUCAGAAAUUAAAUAUCAAAGAAUUAGAUUCAUCUUUCAAUUCAAGUGAUUCCUCUGAAAGUUCUGAUAAUCAACUUUGUAACUCUCAAGGAUCUCCGCUAAUUCAGUAUAAAUCCUGUAAAACACUUUAUAUACAGAUGGAACUUUGUGAACAAACAUUAGAAGACUGGCUGAACUCCAGAAACAGUGAAGAUGAUAAACCACUAGUUGAGCGUAUUGAUACUGUAAAUAAUCUGAAAAUUCUCCAAGAAACUGUGGAAGGUUUAGAAUUCAUACAUUCCAGAGGAAUUAUUCACAGGGACAUAAAGCCGGCUAAUAUUUUUUUAAAAGAGAACUUCUCAGUAAAGAUAGGAGAUUUUGGCUUGGCGAAAAGAAGUUACACAUCUGAUUCAGAUGUAACCAAAGAAGAUUUUGUUUCCCUUUCUGUGGGGGUUGGUACAUCAACUUACUCGGCACCAGAACAGCUAAACUCUUCAAAUUAUGACACAAAGUCAGAUAUAUACAGCCUUGGCUUAAUCAUAUACGAACUGUAUUACUCUUUCACUACAAUGUCUGAACGUACAGAUUUGUUCAAUGUGUUGAAAGAAAAUUCUAAAAUAGAUAACUUAGUAGUACAGAACUUCCCAGAUCAGGCUGAACUAAUCAAGAAAAUGACAAAAAAAGAUCCUGCUGAACGGUUAACUGCACAAAACAUCUUGAGCCAAUACUUAUGUACUUCAAAAGAUGAUAUUAUCAGAGAGCAAAAGAGAGAGAUUGCCUGUCUAAAAAACAGAGUAAAAGAAUUAGAAUUAUUACUACAUAGUCAUGAAGAGAGAAUGCGUACAGAAAAAUGAAACCAUGUCAAUUAAGAAAGGUGACAAGUCUCUUUUGAAGAACUCUCAGGUGUAAUCCAAUUAUUUCUUCCUUCUUUACACCUUCUGCAUCUACUUCCACCAAGGAACCAAAAACAGGUGCACCUCUGUGUGGUCUACUGGAAAUAGCAGUCAGAUUUCUUUUACAUGACUCAUUUUUUUAAAAAUGAUACACUGGACAAUGUAAUCUAGUGUACGCAAUGCCUGAAAGACAGGAUGGUCAUGUCUGGAAGUCUUUUGAUCAUAUGUCAGCUUUAUCACUCAAGGCUGACCUGGGACUAAGCACUACCAACAAUUUGCCAGAAUAUCUUGAAAUGAAAUGCUUUUUUUUUUUUGCUUCAAUAAUAAUGUAUAAAAGAUGGAUAUGUAAACUUCCACUUGCACUUUUAAAUAUUUAAAAACUUUUAUGAAAUUAAUUUGCUUUUUUAUCUAAAAUUCCCAUAAAAUUUAUAUUUUCCUUUCAUUAACCUCAAAAAAAAUUACCAAAUAUCUUCAUUUCACACAAGAUAAACAUUUUAUUGUAAAUUAGUUUAGAUCUUCUGGUAUGUUUGCAAAGAGUUUAUAAAUUUCAUGUCUCCAUUUUCUAGAAAGGUUUUGCCAUUUCUGUAUUCUAGGUUUUUAAUUGAAAAUACCUUUUGCAGAAUUCCAUCCUCUCUAGAUUGGCAGCAAUGAGAAAGCUGGUUGUAGAUAAAUAUUUUGUGAGAACAGUUCAAGCCAUGUAUCAAGGUGCUUAAAGCAGGAUCAUCCUUGAACUGUCACUGUUCCAUGUUUGCUUGGACCAGACCGAAUUCAUUGAGGCAGAUUUUCUAAGGCCAGAUGCCCUUCCUGACACCAAACCUCACCUGUUACAAAACAAGGUAGUAUUUCCCAUUGUUGGACAUGUUCUUUUACGGAAGACUGGAAGUGAGCAACACCACUUGUAUGAUAGGAUGUUCGUUCACAACCAUUACGUGAUGUCAAGACAAAGGUACACACACACACACACACACACACACACACACACACACACACACAAAAGGUUUCCGUCCACAAAUCCACUCACUAGUUAAAAGGCAUCUUGUCCAAGAUGCUGCACAGUGGGACAGAACCUGAAACUAGAUGACUUGGGGUGCAAGUCAUGCUUGCGCCUAUCCGCAUUAAUGAAAGGUUCCUUGAAAUGCUCACAACCUGAUUCUCAUUGUGGAAUCUGUUGAGGAAUUACAAAAGGACUAAAAGUAAACAUAAAAAUCUAAGACCUUGAAGUAUCUGGAUAAGGCAGGGUGAGUGGGGGUGCAUAAGCUAAAGCUGUGGAAUUAAUGUAAACAUUAGCCGAAAGUGCAAGGUGUAUGGAAGAAGUUAAAGAAACUGUUACCUUUGUUUCUCUUUAUAAGAAAUGCCUGGUGGUGAAACAUAGGAAAUACAAGGGAAAUAUGGAGAAAUGUCCAUAUUGUAAGGCUAGCAAUUUCGUGGGGAGGGGUUAAGUUGAUCACAUCAACCCCAGUGUUCAACUGGUACUUAUUUUAUCAAUCCCCAAAAGAUGAAAGGCAAAGUCGAUCUCUGGACAGAAUUUGAAAUCAGAGUGUGAUGACAGAUGAAAUGUCGCUUGGUGUGCUAAUGAUUCGGUUAGCUCACUGCCUUCCUCUUAACUCAUAUUAAUUAUAUAAAAACAGUGAUGAUAUUCUUUUAUGAUUUGAUAAAAGCUCAAGAAAGAAUUAUCUUUUUUUUUUAUAGUGUUUCUUUUAUAACUCAUUAUUUAUAGAGGUACUAUUUAAAGGUUUUAUUUUCAAAUAGAGUAUCUAGCAAAAGUCAAAUUGUAUCAAAGAUAAUCAAGUGGGAAAACAAGAAAAGCUGUGAUAAAAAUGAAGACUAUAUAAUCAUAUUCAGGAUAUCAAUGUUAUGAAGUGAUUUUUCAUCUCUAUUAAGUAAAGUCAUCAUGUUUAGCUUCUUAUAAACAUUAUAGAUUAGAAUAUUGUUAAGAAUUAUAACUAUGUUAAUAAGAACUAUCGGGACCCAUGAAUAUUUAACGGAAUUUAUGGUAAACCUAUUGGGUUAUUUCUUAAAACUUUAUCCAAAAAUCCUGAAAACAAAGCCUGUGUUGUGUCUGUAUGGAAAGGUAGUUGCUUAUCUGCUACUCAUUGGAAAGUGAAAGAAAUUGGAAUAUGAUGAUUACUUAAUUCAUUUUAUAUACUUUAUGCACAAUUUUAUAGACUUAAGACUAUAAAAUUCACUCUUUUUUUCCCAUAAGCAAAAAAAAUAUAUCCUGUAUAUUUAGGGGCAGGUGUGGUUGUGUGGUAAGAAGCUUGCUUCCCAACCACAUGGUUCUGGAUUCAGUCCCAUUGCGUGGCACCUUGGACAAGGGUCUUCUACUAUAGCUUCAUGCCAACCAAAGCUUCAUGAGUGGAUUUGGUAUAAGGAAACUGAAAGAAGCCCAUUGUGAAUAUAUAUAUAUAUGCAUAUCUAUCUAUAUGUGUGUGUCUGUGUAUGUCCCUCCACCAUUGCUUGACAACUAAUGUUGGUGUGUUUAUGUCCUUGAAAUUUAGCAGUUCAACAAAAAGAGACCGAUAGAAUAAGUACUAGGCUUACAAAGAAUAAGUCCUGGAGUCGAUUUGUUCAACUAAAGAUGGUGCUCCAGUAUGGCCUCAGUCAAAUAACUGAAACAUGUAAAAGAGUGAAUAUUUCACGGAAUUGAAUUUAUGCGCAUGUGCGAGUGACACGUAAAAGCACCCACUACACUCUCUGAGUGGUUGGCGUUAGGAAGGGCAUCCAGCUGUAGAAACUCUGCCAAAUCAGACUGGAGCCUGGUGUUGCCAUCCGGUUUCACCAGUCCUCAGUCAAAUCGUCCAACCCAUGCUAGCAUGGAAAGCGGACGUUAAACGAUGAUGAUGAUGAUGUGUUAAGUGAUAGGUAAUAUAAAAAAAAACUUAGUUCAAUUUUUUAUAAAAAAUACAAUUUUCAUUAUCCAAUCACUACCACAACCACCAUCAUCAUCUCUAUUUCUCUCUCCCUCCUUCUUUCUUUGCCUUUCUUUAAUCUCAUCAUCAGAACAUCACCCUUCUGCUAAAAUUAUAUUUGUAACUCACCUCUACCUUCAACUAACUUUUUUAACCAUGUAAUAAAUAUUACGUUCUCCCUACCUUACAUCAUGGACGCUUCUCUCUCUUUCUGUCUCACUCUUUGCCUUAUCCUCAUCCUCUUUUUCUUUCUCCCUUCAACUAAUCACAUGAAAGCAUUGCAAUUACAUUCCCUCCACCUCACUUCAUGGAUGCAUCUCUCCCUCUUUUUCUAUAAUCAUGUGAAAGUGUUACCAAUGGAGUCAGUAAAGCAAUGACAAGCAGAAUUAUUAUACGUACCCUCUCUCACUCUCUGGGAGAGAGGCACAAGCACAUACACAGACAUAUACACACACAGCAGUAACUUCCGCCUACCAAAUUCAAUCACAAAGCUUCGGUCGGCUCGGGGCUAUAGCAGAAGACACUUGCCCUAGGUGUCACACGGUGGGACUGAACCCGAAACCAUGCAGCUGGGAAGCAAGCUUCUUAACCACACAGCCAUGCCCGCGCCUACAGCAAAUCUUUCACUCAUACUAUCUACCUCUCAGUAGUAGACCUUUACCUAUUUCUUUUCUUAUUAGUUAACUGCCUCUUAUUGCGCAUGUAUGUUGUACAUGAAAAUAUAUGUAUGUACAAUCAAUCUGAUAAUAGAGGAAUGCCAGCAAGAAUAUUAGCAAUGUUGGAUAAGGAGGCAAUGUGUGAUGUAUUAGAAAUAGGAUGGAAGAUUUAGAGACAAUAAUAUUACUAACAAUGAUUAAUCAGUUGAUAAUAAGCUUAUUAUUUGGGUUUGGGUUUUUUCCAUACUAGCAUGGAGUAAAUGGCUAUAUUACUGAGGCAAUUGUUUUACAGCCAGAUGCCUUUCUUAGCAUUAACCCUUACCUUUUUUUUUAAGUCAGGGACCUCUUAUUCUACACAUUUUGAAUGGUAUGAAACCAGCAAUGAUUUGUUAAUAUGGGAAAUGAUGACAUCACUGCAUGUAGAUCAGUGAUUUUUCAGACACACAUACAAGUGUGAGUGCGCACACACAAACAACAAGCUUCUUUCAGUUUCCACCAACCAAAUCUUCUCAUAAUGCUUUGAUUGGAUCAAGGUUAUAAUGGAAGACAGUUGCCCAAAAUGCCAUGUGGUGGAACUGAACCAGAAGCCACAUGGUUGGGAAGUGAACUUCUUAACCUCACAGCCAUACCUGUGUUUAAUGAAAAGAAUUAUGAGUGGAAAGUUAGUGGUGGUAUGGAACAAGUGUGAGAAGUGUUCGAAAAUCAAGAGAAAUCCAAAUACUUGUUUGAUAUAAUGUGAUUGUGUUUAUUUUUAUUUAGGCUGUGUCAAUUUUUGUUAUACUAACUUAUAAUACGCUACUGUUCAUGAAUUCAAACGUUACUACACUAAUCAUGAUGUACUUCUAUGAAAGACACAUUACAUUGCAUGUCUACCUUGUUAAUAUUGAAUAUUUUCAUUUUAUUAUUUCAUUGGCCAGCAGUAAGCUAUAAAAACCAAAUCAUCUAACAGUAUACAAAUCUAAUAAACUAUUAUUCCAUCUAUACUAACAUACGACAUAUUUUGUUCAUAUUUUUAUAAAUUGUUAAUACCUUUGUACAACUUUUAUUCAUUUUUUUGACAUUAAAGCUAUUUUUUAAAAAAUA